AUGUAUACCAGGUCCUCUUUGAAGGAGCAAACGACACCUGUGGCUCUCACUCUGUCAGAUACCUUUGCCAUUGUUUCGAAUGUGUCUUUUGUAGACUAUGACCUGGAUCUGGGAGAGAUUGGUGGUCCAAUCACUUGGGACGGCAGCGAUGUGGCAGAAGUCACCGGCUAUGCAGUCUACUUGGCUCGUGCAGCUCCGGCCUUUGGUGAAGCACGCUUCUGUGCUUAUGCAUGGGAGUCACUGCGUGCCACCGGCGCGGUGAUUGAGAACGCCGAGAUCCUCGGAAGUGAUUCCAUGGCAGGUGAGUGGGCAUCGGGGGCCUCUGUCAUCUCGGGAAGCUUUCAGCUCACUGCCCUGGGCAACGCUGUGGCCCUCCGCAUGGCCACGAGAGCUUCCGUGGCACACCUUCUGAGCAUUGAUUCCACCAAUGUCAGUGCUUCUGUCAAUGGUGCUCGACGUUUAUCAAGGCAGCUGAGCAGCGAAACGUCGAUGAGUUUUCAAGCGGUUGUGCCGAGCAUGUCUUUGACCGCCUCCCUUGACCUCCUGUUGGCUGUUUCAGCAGAGCCGGUACCCUUUGCGGCCAUGAUGGCGCACUUCCUCUUUGCACUCGGAGUAGAUAGGGCCAUCUCCACAGAAGUGAUGAUCAGCGGAAUGCAGGUGUUCGAGGUGCCCAUGAGCCAGUGGAUGCCAGAGGAGGGCAAUGAAAGCGUUUCGGGCCUUUCAGCAGAGAAUUUGGGCGUCUCACUACCGACGCAGCUCUUGGCAGUCUGUGAGCGCAUCCAGGUGGCCAACGUCUCGGUUGGCAUUGAACAGCUGGAUUUGCCUCCAGAGUUUGACCUCCAGAACUGGACGCACAUUUUGGUCUACAGCGUUGCCAAUGGUGCGGAGCAGUCGACACCGGCAGCUUCGCGCAUUGAGGACGUGAGCAGUAGUAUAUCUGCCCUCCGGUUCGUUGACAAGGAUUUGGAUGAAGGUGACCUGGGAGGUCAAGUGCAGUGGGCCGCUCCCAAUGAUCUCAGGAGACUGGAAGCUUACAGAGUGUACUUGACGAAGAACAUGGAGCAUUCUCUUGUAGGUGCGGAGAUUCCAGUUGGCACCAACGAGAGAUCCAUCCCAGCGGAUACCAUCUCAUGGCCUGUGCUGGAAGUCUUCACUAAGUCCCAGUUGGCCGAGCAAAGCACACCAGUCAGCCUUGCUAUCUCAGAUACAUCCUCAUCUGUCUCGGCCAUUGAUUUUGUGGAUGACGAUUUGGACCUCACAGAUCUUGGAGGCCAAGUCUCGUGGGUAGCUCCUGCGGACCGGGCACAAGUGUCACAAUACGUGGUCUACCUAGCGGAGGCCUGUCAGGACAGUGUGGUGGCGGAAGUCACAGGAUCAAUUUCUUUGAGCCUACCGGGUGCUACACAGGAGCAGGUCAUCGCGGCUGUUAAGACCAGCUUAGCUGCGUCUCUUGGAGUCAGUGAGGCGACCAUUGUUCUCACAUCAAUUACAGCUGGGCGCCGUUUGAGCACCACUUGGGACAUCACCUACAGCCUUUCUGUCCCAGUUGCCCAGGCUUCACAGUUGGUGUCGCAAACAUCCGCCAUUAGCGCUGAUGCCAGUGCCUUCUUGUCAACGCUCAGGCAGGAGCUGCUGGUUCAAGGCGUUGACAGUGUCUCGGUGAAUUCCAUGGUCCUUCUGUCUUUCCCCACUGCUACUGUGAGAGUUGUGAUUGUGGACUCGUCUAACACCACUGAUGACAGUGAUCCUUUGCCAGAUGGCAACACCUCCGACGGUGUACGACGCUUGGAUCGACGCUUGUCCACAUCCCCUGGAGCAGUGCCGCUGUGGAUUUGCACCGCAAACCUCUUGGACAAUGCCACGGUCAAUGAGACUGUCCUGGACAUUCCGGCAGACACUGCAUUACGCCUUGCCUUCCAAGACCUGGACUUAGAUCUUGGAGAGUUUGGAGGCUUAUUGUCGUGGUCACCUGCCUCAGACGAAGACUUGGUGGAAGACUAUUUGGUUUACUUCGGAGCCCCUGCGGUCUUGAUAAACGGACACUGGAUGUGCGCGUCCAUGGAGGAUGGCACCAACGACACCAGCGACGUGAACGGCACGGGGUGGUGUCCAACGCUUUACUUUGGAAGAGUUCCAGUUGGAACCGACGCUCAGCUUGCAUCAGAGCGGCUUCUGAAGGACCUGGACAUGCACGACCUUGGUGGCGUUUUGAGCUGGGAACCUCCCGAGACUUUGCGAUGGGUCACCAGUUACUACGUCUAUUUGGCUGAGGAUGCAGCGGGAAGUGCACGGUCACAGAUCCAGCCGAUGCUAAUGGCAGGUGACAAUGACAUCGACGUGCCAGCGGAGACGCCACGAUUGAACUUCACCCACUUUGUGGUGUAUACAGCCUCGAUCCUGGCGGAGCAAACCACCCCGUCUUUUCGAGCGAUCCAAGAUGAAGCCUCCCGAGCAGCCAAUGUCAGUUUCAUUGAUGAGGACCUGGAUGAGUUCGAAGUGGGUGGCCCACUCACAUGGUUGGAGCCAGAAGACUUCAGUGAAGUCACCGCUUACAAUGUAUACCUUGCAGAGAGCAGAGAUGGUGAAAAUCGAUCCUUGCUUGGGAACGUUUCAGUUGGUACCAACAGAUUCGAUGUGCCGGCUGAUACCCAAUUGGCGAGCUUUACUCACUUGGUGGUCUUUGCAGAGUCCAGUCUCGUCGAGCAAACCACACCGGCCGCAGUGCGAAUCAUUGAGACUGUGGCGUCGGUCUCGGCCUUGAACUUCGUUGAUCAGGACUUGGAUCCAGCUGAACUUGGAGGCUUUUUGUCGUGGCGAGCAGCAAGCUCACCUUUGGUACAGUCGUACAAUGUCUAUUUGGCCAGUGAUGCUGUUGGCACGGGGCGAUUGCCUGCAGCUGGUGGAAUCAUCUCUGUCACUCAGACUCAUGCUAUUCUACCUGCGGAUACUGCCAUCAACAACUUCACACACUUCCUGGUCUUCACGGAGUCGGUCCUUGCGGAGCAAAGCACCCCGGUGGCAACCCCCCUCAGCGAUUCCUUCGGCCUGGCGAGGAACAUCGAUUUCUACGACCUGGACCUUGACGAUGGUGACCUGGGUGGAAACCUUUCAUGGCAGCCGCCGGUGGAUGACAGCCUAGUGAUUGGAUACAAUGUCUUCCUGGCAGAUGCAGCGCCAUGUCAGGACUGUGGGAGAAGCGCAGUUGCGAACCUCUCCGAGACCCUUGUGCAGAUUCCUGCAGACACGCCAGUGCUCAAUUGGACAGAUUUUCUCAUUUAUGCUCGGUCAAGCUUUGCAGAGCAGAGCACACCUGCGACCUAUGCUGUCGUGGAUGCGAACGCUAGUGUCUCGGGGAUCAACUUCGUGGACAAAGACCUCGAGUAUAAGGAGAUUGGGGGCACCUUGCUUUGGACGGCUCCGGAUUCAGAGCGAGUUGAGAGUUAUGGAAUUUACUUGAGCGACGCUUCCCAGAAUUCAAGAAUCACUUUGGGCUAUGUUGGCCAAGCCAGCACCACGAGGUUGAUCCCUGCAGAGACCGAAACCUAUGGGCUGGAAUUCCUGAGCAUCUACACGCGCUCUAUCCUAGCAGAGCAAAGCACGCCUGUGGCAUUGGAGAUCUCUGACACUGGGGCCGUGAUCACGAAUGUGAGCUUUGUGGACUAUGAUUUGGAUGAAAGUGAUUUGGGUGGAAACCUGUCUUGGACAGAGCCGGAUGAUUUGAGUCAGGUAGAACAAUACAACAUUUACUUCGCCACCACCAGGUGUGACUCCUCCGAUGGAUUUGCGAACUCUUCGGAGGAGAGUGACUCGAGGCUCGAAGUGUCCUUCUGCGACCGCACAUUCUUCGGAACAACUCCUUUAGGUGAUAGCGACAUCGCUGUGCUGCCAGAGACCUCCCUUGGUAACUUUACACACUUCUUGGUGUAUGCCAACUCCUCCUUGGCCGAGCAGAGCAUCCCAGCCUGGCAUGAGAUCUUUGACAUGAAUGCUAGUGUCUCGGGCAUCCAUUUCGUGGAUCUUGACCUGGAUGAGACUCAGCUAGGCGGAAACAUCUCAUGGACAGCUCCAGCAGAUCCCAGUCGUGUGCAGGACUACGUGGUGAGCCUCUCAAACGACGCCCUUCAACGAUCUGGAACUGCUGAGACUUCCGACUUGGGUGUAGUUGCCAGCGAGGAGCUGGUGCUACCUCCUGAAGCGCCCAUUGCAGACUUCAUUCUGGUCUACACUCGAUCUCAAUUGGUGGAGCAAACGACCCCUGUGGCUUUCGACAUUGUCGACGCUGUCGCAUCUGUCUCAAACAUCACCUUUCCCGAUCACGACCUGGACGAGACGGACAUCGGUGGCACUCUUUCUUGGCUGCCACCAACAACUGUGGGCAGUGAAGAAGUGACCAUCUACAUGGUGUAUUUGGCAACAAUGUCUGGAGUUAGCUGUGGAUCACACGACUGGUGCGUGCGCUCCUACUUCGCUCAAGCUCCUGCAGAGAUGGACAACAUCUCAGUGCCCCCUGAGACACCGCUGGAGAACUUCACACAUUGGCUGGUCUUUACUCGCUCCAGAUUGGUCGAGCAAAGCACCCCUGUGGCGCAUGAGAUUUUUGAUGCAGUCUCCAGCGUUUCAGGAAUCCAGUUCACCGACAAGGACCUCGACAUCCUUGAACUUGGUGGCACUGUUACUUGGCUUGAGCCUGUGUAUUCUAUGCGGAUCUCCAACUACAAUCUCUACCUUUCAAUGGAUCCCGCUGGACUUGGACGCAAUGCAUUGGGCUCUGCUGUGCAGCAACAGCUGCUGAUUGGCCCGGAUGUGCCAAGUGAGGGCUAUUCCUUCAUUUCGGUCUACACGGAAUCCACCUUGGUUGAGCAGACUACACCUGUGUCGCUGCAAUUCUUUGAUCGUGAAUCAUUGGUGCAGAACGUGAGCUUUCCUGAUUUUGAUUUGGACUACGAUGACUUGGGCGGCACAUUGGAAUGGGGCACACCACAAGACGACACUCAGGUCACACAUUACGUCGUUUACAUGGUGGUGGUACCUGCAGAUGACUUUAUGGUGAACGACUGCGAGGCCAUGAUCACGGAGGAUUCGAUUUUCGAGUGGUCGCCUCCUGGCUUCUCGCUGAUUGGUGCCUACCAAAGCAAUGUCUCAACUAUUUGCAACAGGUCCUUUUAUGCAGUGGUGCCGGUUGGCACCCAGAUGAUCCAAGUGCCUCAGAACCUCAGCCUUCACCCAUACACACACUGGGCGGUCUACACCAAGUCGACGCUGGUCGAACAGAGUACACCAAGCUCGUUGCUGAUCUAUGACUACGUGGCCAAUGUCUCGAACAUCACGUUCCAAGGCUUGGACUUGGACUAUGCACACUUGGGCGGCACCAUCGAGUGGGUAGAGCCUGCUUUGACUCAGCGCGUCUACAGCUAUGUGGUGUACCUGGCAGAAACUGCGAUGGGAGAAUACCGCUCGCAAGUGGAGAAUGAGGUUUUGGUUGGGGGUCAUCAACUGCUGGUGCCUCCAGAUACACUUCGUUUGUCCUACACGCACUUCGUCAUUUACACAAAGUCAACACUUGCGGAGCAGACCACUCCAUCGUACUUGGCAUUCUUAGAUGAAAUCUCUGUUGCUGGCAACGUGACCUUUGUAGAUGACGACUUGGACCGUCAUGAGAUUGGGGGUGACUUAGUGUGGCUUCAGCCUGAAGAUGACUCGGAGGUGACCCACUACAUUGUCUAUUUGGCAGAAGACAGGAGUGGCAGCAAUCGUUCCCUGUUGGGGAAUGUCUCUCAGGGAGUGCACCUUUUUGCAGUGCCACCGGACACGCCCUUGAUGGCCUUCACUCACUUGUGCAUCUUUGCCAGGUCGGUACUGGUUGAGGCGACGACACCGAGCUCAGUGUUGGUGGUAGACAUUUCCUCGAGCAUCUCUGCCUUGAGCUUCACGGAUUUGGAUUUGGAUCCUUUAGAGCUCGGAGGGUGGAUUACAUGGACACCUCCAGGGAAUUUUGCAAGAGUCGUUAGCUACAUGGUCUACUUGGCCACCGACCCGUUUGGUGCUGGACGCGUGCAGGUUGGAGAAGUGCCAUUGGGUGGAAGCUCCCAGCUGCUGUUGCCAGAGACAACACUGGAUGCGUUUUCGCAUGUGGUGGUCUACAGCAAAUCAAUACUGGCUGAACAAAGCACGCCAGUUGCGUUCAGUAUCGUGGACAAUGUGGCACAAGUCUCGGAUAUUGUGUUCCCUGAUUUCGACCUGGAUGCCGAUGAUCUUGGAGGUAUUUUGGAGUGGCAAGCACCUUCAGACACAUCGAAGGUGAGCCAGUAUGAGGUGUACAUGCUCGAAGUCAGCGUGGAUUCUCCAAACUGCAGCUUCCGCAAUAGCACCUUCUCCAUGGACAGCACCUGUGAACGCCGACAUUUUGGCAGCUCUCCCGUGGGUGUUGAGAAUUUGACUGUGCCCGUCGACACAGCCGUGGAGAAUUACUCCUACUUUGCCAUUUUUUCACGAUCCAGCUUGGUGGAGCAAACCACACCUACUAUGCACCUGUUUGAUGAUAUGAUCGCCAGCGUUUCCAACAUCAGGUUCACAGAUCAGGACUUGGAUGACGAGGAGAUUGGAGGGAGGAUCCUGUGGACUCAUCCUUCGCUGAUGCAACGAGUCUACACGUACCGUCUUUACCUCUCGUCCACGGACUACGGCCUGCAACGUUCUUUGAUUGCAGAGCUGCCCAAGACGAUGUCAGCGGAGGAUUUGCCGCCUGAGACUGAAGCAGCUCCAUUUCUAGCGAUUUACACCACCUCCACGUUGACAGAGCAAACUACACCUGUUGCCCUUGCAGUGGAGGACAAGUUUGCACCAGUCUCCAAUAUAAGCUUUCCUGACUUCGAUUUGGAUGAGACUGACUUGGGAGGAACAUUGACAUGGGCACCACCGCUGGAUGAAAGCCAAGUGGAGCAAUAUAUGAUCUACUUGGCGAUGUUCACGCAGAAUGCAUCUGAAUGCCCAGACACUGCAGAUAGCACCAGCUUUGUUGCCCUCGUCACAGGCUCCAUGACCCUGACCUUGGCUGGUGCAAGUCCAUCUCAGUUGGAAAGUGCCAUGAAGGCAUCUUUGGCUGCUUUCCUCUCGGUCCCCAUCAGCUGGAUAUCAGUGUCUGUGAACCCCGCGGCACGCCGCCUCAACAGGCGAGAUCGCCGCCUUUCGACCAGUUGGACAGUGCAAUAUCAAGUGGUGGUGCCAGCGGGCAGUGAGGCCUCCGUGGUGGCCAGUGCCAACUCCUUGGGCAGCUCGAACAGCUUUGAGGCCUCCUUGGCAGCGGAACUGGUGGCUGAAGGCAUCAGCAGUUCUGACGUCGCUGGCUUGACAGUAGUGAGCUUUUCGACAGUAUCGGUGUCCUUUGUCUUCCCAGAGUCCGUGACACCGCUGUUUUCAGCGAACCAGACUGAGAAUGCCACAAGCAUCUUCGAGGUCAUAACCACAAGCUCUACCAGGACCACAACCACGAGCAUCACAACCACCAGACGUUCCAAUGCCAGUGAGGAUAGUCACGAUGUGACUCGGCAAAUGAGAUGCCCUUUGUUCCUAGUAGCUUUUGCUACGAGGAGUAAUGCCAGGAGCUACUAG
Molecule: messenger RNA, 7608 nt
Organism: Durusdinium trenchii
Lineage: Eukaryota; Dinophyceae; Suessiales; Symbiodiniaceae
Source: the annotation of a GenBank genome assembly